GUAUUCUGGUGGCACCGGAGCUGUGAGAGUUUGUGGUGGAGGUGAAGAGGAUUAGUGAUCGUCUGAUGUUUAUCAAGUUGGUUUUGGGUGGGUGUGCGAUCAAUGUCGUGAGUGCUUACGCCCCGCAUGUUGGCUUGGCGGACGAAGUAAAGAGGGAGUUUUGGGACGCCUUGGAUGGGGUGGUUGUUGGUUUUCCACUGACUGAGAAAGUCAUCAUUGGAGGCGACUUCAAUGGCCAUAUUGGAGAAUCGGCCGAGGGCUUCGAGGACGUGCACGGUGGUUUUGGCUUUGGCAGCAGGAACCCAGCUGGAGUUUCACUCUUGGAGUUUGCCAGAGCGAGUGAUAUGGUGGUUGCUAACUCUUGUUUCCCUAAACGAGACGAUCAUUUGGCUACAUUUGUUAGUGGAGUGGGGACGACACAGAUCGACUAUCUUCUCCUGCGCAGGGGUGAUCAGGUGCUCUGCAAGGAUGCUAAAGUAAUUCCGAGUGAAAACAUCACUACCCAACACAAGCUUCUGGUGAUGGAUGUCAUGAUCAGGAGAAAGGUGCGUGGGAAUCGACCGGAGAGGCUACUGAUAUGUGGGCGCGGACUCAUCAGGGAAAUAGCCAGGGAAGUGUUGGGUGUGAGCUCUGGCUCUGGGAGUAGGCGUCAGGGUGAUUGGUGGUGGAGCGAUUCAGUCCGAAGUAAGGUGGAAGCUAAGAAGGUGGCAUAUUUGAAAUACAUGGGUUGCAAUGUUGAGGAGGAAAGAGCGGCGUUACGAGUGGAGUACAAGAAGGCACGUAAAGAAGCUAAGUUAGAGGUUAUGAUGGCAAAGAAUGCCGCUUUUGAACGCCUCUACAAGGAUAUUGAGGAGAAAGGCAGUGUCAAUCCAUUGUUCCGGCUUGCUAAGGUGCGUGAGAGAAAGGCCCGAGAUCUGGAACACGUGAGAUGCGUGAAGGGCAGCGAUGGUAGAGUGUUAGUUGAGAGUGCCAUGGUGGCUAAGCGCUGGGGGGAGUACUUUAGUGAACUCUUAAAUGCGGGAGGAGACCAGAGGCUAGUUCUUGAUGAGUUGAGGCAGUACGGGGCGUCUCGUGUGUAUUGCCGGCGCAUUUGCCUGAAAGAGGUGGUUCGGGCUCUCUGCGGGAUGCGUAGUGGGAGAGCUUUGGGACCAGAUGAGAUUUCGGUGGAGUUUUGGAAGCAUGCGGGUCGUUGCAAAGGUGACAUUCCGAGCUGCGAGAAUUACAAAGGCAUCAAACUGAUUAGCCACACCAUGAAGGUUUGGGAGCGAGUCAUUGAGUAUAGGGUGCGGAAAGGGGUAUGCAUCUCUGAGAACCAGUUUGGUUUCAUGCCUGGCAGAUCGACUACAGAGGCCAUUCAUCUCGUGAGGAGGUUAAUGGAAGAGUAUAGGGCUAGGAAGAAGGACCUUCAUAUGGUGUUUAUUGACAUUGAGAAGGCGUACGAUAGGGUGCCAAGGGAGGUCUUAUGGAGGUGCCUUGAGACGAGAGGAGUUCCCAUCGUGUACACUCGCGCGAUCAAGGAUAUGUACGAUGGGGCUAUGACCAGGGCUGAUGGGGAGUUAGACGGGGAUGUUGGACAUCGUGUUGGAGUGGCUUGGGCCAAAUGGCGGUUAGCUUCAGGGGUGUUGUGUGAUCCGAAGAUUUCGCCCAAGAUGAAAUGUAAGUUCUACCGAUCCGUAGUCAGACCUGUUAUGUUAUAUGGGGCAGAGUGUUGGGCGGUUAAAAAGACUAAUGUGCGUCGUCUGCAUGCGGCGGAGAUGCGGAUGUUACGAUGGAUGUGUGGGAAGACAAGGUUGGAUAGGAUUUCGAACAAAGUUAUCCGACGUCAGGUAGGCAUGGCGCCGGUGGAAGAUAAGUUGCGGGAAGUGAGGUUGAGAUGGUUUGGUCAUGUGAGAUGGUGGGAUGCUGACGCCCCUGUUGAGCUGGGGGUCUCUUGGAAACAGCCUCCCUACUUCCGAGUAGGGGCAAGGUGCUACACCCUGAGUCUUAGUUGGUGGAAGCAUUGCUUGGGGAAGGCUGCAGAGAGGACAUCUUGUUUGAAUAUCCCAUUUGUGAGUCUGUGACCUUUAUAGAGUGUGUGUGUGUGUGUGUGUGUGUGUGUUUUCUGCUAUCCUUGAGUGCCGUAGAACCUUGGUAAUUAGACUUGUUCUUCGCAUAACCCAGAAUAGGGAGGAGACCUAAUAUAGAUGACAAAUAUGUGGAACGUAAUCCUGGUUAAUGCUCUUAAUAACAUCAGUUAAUGUGCUUUUAAUUUCACCUUUUCUCUGUACGUAGCGAUAGUACAGCUCCUCUCUUAAAAGGACAAAAUUUUGUGGUAUUGUUUCUCUUUCGAACAAUAUUUAGCUGCAUUCGUUUCGCUUUUAACGGGUAUAGAGAUAGACAUCAUAGGUAAAUAGGCGAAUGAAACUUGAUAUUCACUCUCCCGGCAGAUCUGCACCAUCUCUUUUGAAGUUUCUUGUUCCGAUUCUCCUCCUCCGUCUAGAUCUUGUUCAAAUUUACAUAUGAUCUUUUGCUAGAGGUGGUAGGCGGGUCAACUGUGUGGUCAUUGAACUUCACCUCCUUGCAGAUCUGCUUAAGUUCCUGCUAGUGCGGUCAGCGGGUGGAGAUGACGGUGGUGGUUUAGGUUGGGUCAAUGGUCUUGCUUAGAGGAUGUGAUGGUUGACUCUUAUAGGUCGGAGAUAGCAGCAGGGAAGGACUAGGGAAGGUCAGGAGUGUAUUGUGGACAUUUCCAUCACAAAGUCAACACUCAAUAAAAAUAAUGACCAAAAGUCCAAAUGGGUACUUCUUUUCCGGACGGAGGACGGAGGGAGUAAUAGAGAAACAAAAUGAGUUAGAACAGAUAAUACAUGGGAGUCCAAGAAGUCAGAAGAUAUUGAAGUUGAAUUUUUGGAGCUUAAAAGUUGGCCCAAUCCAAAUUUGGCCCAAAGCUAUUCCAUCUACCAAAUAAAUUAAGAGAGGAAGAAGAGCAAAUAAAAGAAGAAAAAAAAGAGAAAUCUUCCUAAUAAAAAACUAUUUUAGUAGAGUUGACAAAAAUAAACUUAUUUUCCUAAUGCUAUUUCUAGAGAACCUAUCUAUGUUUUUAGUGUUUGUUAUGCUUGUUUGGAAAACUAAUUUUUGAGUACACUAAAUCAAGUUGUUUUAAUGCUUUGACCUUGUGAUAAUUUAGUUUGAUGUACUUUUGAGGAAUCACAGGUUAUUAGAAGUAUAAUGAGGAUUCUCCAUGUUGUCCUGAGCAAUAAGGAGUCUAGCCAAAGACAUUAAAAGAGGCAGCUUUCUGGGAGGCAACCCAGAUAUUUAAACUUUUAUUUUUAUGCAUUUUAUUUACUUUUUCUUUUCUUUUAUUCUCUUCUUUACUUGCACUUUGUCUGUCUUGCAUGCUUAAUUGUCAUAUCUUCUGAUCCCUUGCCUCUCAUUUUGCAUCUGUUUUAUUGUUUUUCAUGUUUCAUGUUGUUAAUUGUCUCAUUAAAUAUGUGCAUUCGUUCAUCAUUUUUAUAUCUUUGACAUGCAUUGAGGACAGUGCAUGAUUUAAGUGUGGGGGGACGCUUCUGCAUUUAGUUAUGCAUAUUUUAGGAAAAAAAUUUUGUUUGCAUGUUUUCAUACACAUACUAGGAGCAUGAAUUGGGUAGAAAAAGAGGUAUUUCAUGUCAAUUUUUUAUUUUAGAUGCAAUUUGGUUAAAAUUUAAAACUUUUAAAGUUUUUUAAGAAAACAAUUAUCUUUCACAUAAAAAUCUAUAUAAGAAAAGGAGAGUUUCGAG
Cuscuta campestris is the source of this 3752-nucleotide messenger RNA. NCBI's taxonomy places the organism in Eukaryota, Viridiplantae, Streptophyta, Magnoliopsida, Solanales, Convolvulaceae. The record is from the annotation of a GenBank genome assembly.